GACUCUGGCAGCCACCUGGUGCUUGUAACUCAAGUCUGCAGCGGGCAGCCCUCUUGGGAGCUGUCUCUACCUUAAUGGGGAAAGAAGGCAACAGUCACUGAAGGGUGUUUGGCUGGGCUGUGUGCGCAGGAACGUCUUCAUGAAAACAACUUCUCAGGGCUGCUGUGUGUGGGUGGGCAUGGGCGAGUGGCCCUUGGAUUUCGCAAAGGGGCAACAACAACUAGGAACCAACCCUAUCUUCUCAUUGUAAGUGACUUUGCCAGCCAAAGCUCGGUUUUGGUUUACUCAGGACAACCCUGCUGACUCCAGGUAGGAGGGACUCUUUGGGGGCACCAUUAUCUGCUCUCCCGAUACCCCGACUGAGCCACGUGGUGGAGAUGAAAGAUGAGUGAUUUUGAUGGAUGGAUUUCUGGAGCCUACAGAAGAAUGGAAGAAGGUCCUCUCCCUCUGUUGACCUUCUCUACAGCUCCCUACCACGACCAGAAACCAGGAACAAGUGGAUUGCGGAAGAAAACAUGUUAUUUCGAGUCAAAGCCAUGCUAUCUGGAAAAUUUCAUCCAAAGUAUCUUCUUUUCCAUGGACCUAAAAGAUCGCCAGGGGUCGUCACUGGUGGUUGGUGGAGAUGGGCGAUAUUUUAACAAAUCAGCAAUAGAAACAAUAUUGCAGAUGGCAGCUGCCAAUGGGAUCGGUCGCUUGGUUAUUGGGCAGAAUGGAAUCCUGUCCACCCCUGCAGUGUCCUGCAUCAUCAGAAAAAUUAAAGCCAUUGGUGGAAUCAUUCUGACAGCCAGCCACAACCCUGGAGGGCCCAAUGGAGAUUUUGGAAUCAAAUUUAAUAUUUCUAAUGGAGGUCCUGCUCCAGAAGCAAUCACUGAUAAGAUUUUCCAAAUCAGCAAGACAAUUGAAGAAUAUGCAAUUUGCCCUGACCUGAAAGUAGACCUUGGAGUUCUGGGGAAGCAGCAGUUUGACCUGGAAAACAAAUUCAAGCCUUUCACAGUGGAAAUCGUGGAUUCAGUAGAAGCCUAUGCCACGAUGCUGAGAAACAUCUUUGAUUUCAAUGCACUGAAAGAACUGCUCUCUGGUCCAAACCACCUGAAGAUCCGUAUAGAUGCCAUGCACGGAGUCGUAGGCCCCUAUGUCAAGAAGAUCCUCUGUGAAGAGCUGGGAGCCCCUGCAAACUCAGCAGUUAAUUGUGUUCCUCUGGAAGACUUCGGAGGUCACCACCCUGACCCCAACCUCACCUACGCAGCUGACCUGGUGGAGACUAUGAAGUCUGGGGAACACGAUUUCGGGGCCGCUUUUGAUGGAGAUGGGGACCGAAACAUGAUUCUGGGCAAACAUGGGUUCUUUGUGAACCCUUCGGACUCUGUGGCCGUCAUUGCUGCCAACAUCUUCAGCAUUCCCUACUUCCAGCAGACUGGGGUUCGUGGCUUUGCCCGUAGCAUGCCCACCAGCGGGGCCCUGGACAGGGUGGCUAAUGCUACAAAGAUCGCUUUGUAUGAGACCCCAACUGGUUGGAAGUUUUUUGGGAAUCUGAUGGAUGCAAGCAAACUGUCGCUUUGUGGGGAGGAGAGCUUCGGGACCGGUUCUGACCACAUCCGUGAGAAGGAUGGUCUGUGGGCUGUGCUCGCCUGGCUCUCCAUCCUGGCCACCCGCAAACAGAGUGUGGAGGACAUCCUCAAAGACCACUGGCAGAAGUUCGGCCGCAACUUCUUCACCAGGUACGAUUAUGAGGAGGUGGAAGCUGAGGGUGCCAACAAAAUGAUGAAGGACCUGGAGGCCCUCAUGUUUGAUCGCUCCUUCGUGGGGAAACAGUUCUCAGCCAACGACAAGGUUUACACUGUGGAGAAAGCCGACAACUUUGAGUACAAUGACCCAGUGGACGGAAGUGUCUCGAAAAACCAGGACUUGCGACUCAUUUUUGCAGAUGGUUCUCGUAUCAUCUUCCGACUGAGUGGCACAGGCAGUGCGGGGGCCACCAUCCGACUGUACAUUGACAGCUACGAGAAAGACAACGCCAAGAUCAACCAGGACCCCCAGGUCAUGUUGGCCCCUCUCAUUUCAAUUGCUCUGAAGGUGUCCCAGCUCCAGGAAAGGACAGGACGCACCGCGCCCACCGUUAUCACCUAAGAACACAGACCAGAUGAUGUACGUCCCUCCCCAAGUCAUCUGAUUGAAGAAUGCAGACAGAGACAAAGUGAACACACCGGGACUUUCUUGGAUUUGAUCAUCUCCUAACUGGUUGUGGAUGAACAGUGCAUUUGUGAGGCAUUGCCAUUUGAGAUGCCAUUGGGAGCCAUGUGAGAAAGAGGGGAAGAGAGCCCAGAGGUUUAUAUGAAUAUCAGUUCAUUUCCAUGCCCUCCUGCACUGCCUGGGUGUGUGUGUAGCAUCAGGCGUUGUUUGCAGUGUCCUGGGACGUAGAGGCUGAGCGUCUCUGUCAGGCUGCCUUUCAUCCCAGGAUUUACCAGUGAAAUGACAGUGCAGGUUUCUUUCUCUGUGGCGAAUUGUUCUCCCAUCGACACUUACAUGGAGCCCAUCAAAAUGCAACCUCUGGUGCCUUUUCUCUCAUCAGCAUUUCUUCAGAGUAGGACGUACAUAUCUAGAGAUUUCUGCUUUGUUUUGCAACAUAGUCCCAGAUGUACAGUUAUAUUGGGCUAUUAAAGCAAAAA
This is a messenger RNA of Ochotona curzoniae (black-lipped pika), 2666 nucleotides long. It is a transcript of the gene PGM1, whose product is annotated as phosphoglucomutase 1. The record is from RefSeq and is a predicted model, not a curated record. Gene Ontology annotation, molecular function: phosphoglucomutase activity; magnesium ion binding. Gene Ontology annotation, cellular component: cytosol. Gene Ontology annotation, biological process: carbohydrate metabolic process. The transcript is spliced from 11 exons. The coding region runs from base 385 to 2127 and encodes 580 amino acids. Lineage: Eukaryota; Metazoa; Chordata; Mammalia; Lagomorpha; Ochotonidae.